AUGAGUCGUGGAGGCAGAGGCAUGGGUCGAGGGAGAGGAGGCGGAGGAGGGCGCGGCGGCUUCCAGCAACGAGAUUUUGGCCCUCCGGAUACAGUGCUAGAGAUGGGGUCUUUCGUCCAUGCUGUUGAAGAUGAAAUGUUAUGCAGCUCCACUAUGCCAGACAAGGUUCCAUACUUCAACGCGCCCAUAUAUCUUCAGAACAAGUCGGUCAUCGGGAAAGUGGAUGAGAUCCUUGGUCCAAUAAACGAAGUCUACUUCUCUAUCAAAAUGGGAGAAGGCAUGAUAGCCAGCAGCUUCAAGAAGGGGGACAAGGUCUAUAUCGCUGGCGACAAACUUCUCCCUAUCGAGCGCUUUCUGCCCAAACCGAAGGCUGUCGGCGGUGGUGGUCCUGGUGGACGCGGAGGAGGACGAGGCGGUGGGUUCCAAAGAGGAGGUCCUCGAGGUCGGGGUGGGCGGGGUGGCUUUGGAGACCGCGGCGGGCGCGGCGGCUUCAGCGGGGGACGUGGUGGAAGUCGGGGCGGUGGUGGCUUCAGAGGAGGUCGCGGAGGAGGUCGCGGUUUCAGGGGCUCAUAA
Messenger RNA from Gloeophyllum trabeum ATCC 11539, 573 nucleotides. Its product is annotated as Gar1-domain-containing protein. Gene Ontology annotation, cellular component: box H/ACA snoRNP complex. NCBI's taxonomy places the organism in Eukaryota, Fungi, Basidiomycota, Agaricomycetes, Gloeophyllales, Gloeophyllaceae. The transcript is spliced from 4 exons. Gene Ontology annotation, biological process: snoRNA guided rRNA pseudouridine synthesis; ribosome biogenesis. The coding region runs from base 1 to 573 and encodes 190 amino acids. Gene Ontology annotation, molecular function: box H/ACA snoRNA binding. The record is from RefSeq and is a predicted model, not a curated record.